Anoplophora glabripennis (Asian longhorned beetle) is the source of this 2123-nucleotide messenger RNA. RefSeq names its product conserved oligomeric Golgi complex subunit 2 (gene Cog2). Gene Ontology annotation, cellular component: membrane; COG complex. The record is from RefSeq and is a predicted model, not a curated record. Gene Ontology annotation, biological process: Golgi organization; protein transport; intra-Golgi vesicle-mediated transport. The coding region runs from base 55 to 2055 and encodes 666 amino acids. NCBI's taxonomy places the organism in Eukaryota, Metazoa, Arthropoda, Insecta, Coleoptera, Cerambycidae. The transcript has 6 exons.
GCAACAUAACCAACAAAAAUUAAUUUGUUGAAACCAGUCAAAUAGAGUUUUCCAAUGGAUUUAAAAGAAGAUUUGAUACUAAAAGAUUCCUUUUUCAAGGAUAAUUUUAGUGUCGAUCAGUGUUUGUCAAAAUAUACACAAAAAUCUGACUUGGAGGCUCUGCGAAAAGAACUAAAAAAUUAUGGGACUGAGCUGCAGCAGCAGAUGUCCGAAAUCCUUAAGACUGAAACAGAAGCUAUAGUCAAUUUAGCGGAAUAUUUAACAAAUUUAAAUUCUAAAAUUGAAAAUCUUUCUGUGCCAAUUUGUCAGUUACGUGAAGAAAUCAGGACGUUACAUGAUUUGAUUCAAUCUGCUGAAAAUAGUUACAAGAAGAUGUUGGAAGACUUGAAGGCAAAUAACACAAAGAAGAAUAAUAUACAUUUAAAGCUUGGUAUCACUACUACUUCCCUCUACAUUGAUAAACUUAUAACGUCAGAAAGUAACUCAUUUGAUAAUGUGAUAAUUUUGGAAAGAGUCGUUAAUAAAUAUUCUUUUCAAAGAAAUUACAUGGAUGAACUAGGUAUAAUGUCUACUGAUACUGAAGGCAUUGUGAAAGAUGUAGAAAAUAAACUAAUUGAAAUGGUCAACAAGAAGUUUCUUGAUGCCUUUAGUAGUUCUAAUAGUGAGAUCUUAACGAGAUGUUUAAGAAUGUAUGAUAAUUUGAAGAAGCAGGAUGAAGUUCAGAAAACAUUCCAAGUUAAUGUAGUUAGACCAGCACUUUUACCCUUGUUUAAUGAACGUAACUUAGAGAAAUCUCAACAGGAUAUUAACCAAAUUUAUGAAGAAGUUCUGAUUUUUAUGAAUACUAAAAUGAAUGUUUUGUUUGAAAUACUUGCACAGAAUCCUGAACUGAAAUGCUUUAACUUUACUUUGAAUAGCUUUUGGAAGGAAUUUGAUAAACAGUUAAGGGAAGGGCUUCCUUAUAUAACUGCACCUGGAAAUCCUGAAUUAUUUCAAAAAAGAUAUAAAAGUACUUGGGCUACAUUGCUAAAAAUUGCAAACAAAUGUGGAGAUGAUGAAUUGCUACAGGAGGAUGAUACAUUCCAGGAGCAUUUGAAAAGAUUUAACUUACCUGUUUACUUUGAAAUUCGUUAUCAACAAAUUGCAGGUGGUUUUGAAAAUGACAUUUUGACCAACACUGACUUUUAUGCUUCAAAUAAUGAAAUAUCUUGUAAAUUGAAGAAUACACUUGCAUUGUGGAAAGGCCUGAAGAAAUGCUACGAUAAAGAUGUGUAUCUGGAUCAACUUGCUGAUCAGUUUUUAAAAUUAUCGAUGAUGUUGUUAUCGAGAUAUUUAAGGUGGUUUAAGACAGUCCUACAGGAAAAAUCUUCAUUUCCUGAUGAUGAGAAAUGGGAAACAUUCAUCAUGAAUUCUCUAAUAGAUUUAAAUAUUCUAAAGAAUUUAGUUGCUUUAAACACUGAGAAAAUUGACGAUGUAGAAAAAACAAUUUUCAAAAUAAUACAUCCAAACAUGAAGUUUAUUGUACUAAGAGUUUACAAAUGUAACAGAAACUCAGUAGAAGAAGUGCAAUCAAACCUUAAGAAUCACUUGACAAACAUCAAAUUUCAAGAAAGUUCCAUGCAUUUACAAAAUGUUGGUGCAAUCCCAAGACUCUACCGUAGAACAAAUAGAAGUGCACCUAAAAGUGCAAGUACAUACAUGAUUGAGGCCGUGAAGCCUAUAAUAAAUUUCCACAAUAAAUUCAAAACAGUAGUACAAAGUGAUUUGAAUGAAAUAAUGGAUAAUGUUAUCACUAGAGUCACUCAGCAAUACUUAACUUUGGUUCAAGAAGUAUUAAUGUCUGUUUGCAAAACAGAAGAAUCUUUGAGGAGAUUAAAAAGUAGAAAUGUAAAUUCUAGUGAAGAAGCGUCUCCACAAACUGAUACUAUGUCCGAUGAGAUGAAAAUAAGGGAACAAAUAAAAUAUGAUGUUGCAUACUUUCUGGAAAAGUUAUACAACUUGGGAUCACCAACAUCCAGAGCAACAAUGGAUACCUUGAGAAAGGAAACUAGUUGAUGUGAACAUGUUAAAAAGUAUUAAAUUGUUUGUAAAUUUUCACCUAAUUUAUUGUAGUGUGUAUAAAA